This is a messenger RNA of Peronospora belbahrii, 1857 nucleotides long. The record is from the annotation of a GenBank genome assembly. Lineage: Eukaryota; Oomycota; Peronosporomycetes; Peronosporales; Peronosporaceae.
AUGGCAAAGAGCUACGGAACGGAGACCAUCGAUUUUGCUAGAGAGCAAGACGCGUUUAUUGAACACCCCGUCCGAUGCAAUCGCCCUAGUCGCAAUUUAUGGGGGGCCAUGAUAUUCGUGACAGUGGUUGGACUGGCUGGUUUUACCUACGUGGGUUGGACAAUGCACAACUCUUUAGUAACUCAGCAAGUAGCCAUUGCCACUAUGCAGCAGCAACUGGAUGCAAUGUACUCUGCUAUUCUGGUGGAUAAAGAGACGACGUGGAACAGCAAGACAUUCAAGGAGUUCCCAACUAAGUUUGUAGUCGACUACGUCACCCCGCUAAAGACACAAGACGAGCGCGGCACCUGCUGGGACUUUGCUACUGUUGCCGUGUUGGAGAACACCUACCGACAGCAGGGAAUUGCGCAAGGAUGGAUGCAAGAAGACGAGUACAUGGCGAUAUCCGAGCAGGCUUAUGGAGCAGAAGUAUUGCGUCUAUGUGCUGGUCCCCCCGAUUCUCCUCAGCAAGUGGCGUGCUUGAUUCCGGGAAACGGCGUCUGGAAAAACACAACGGAGGGUGGGGACGCCAGUUUGCUUUUGUACUUGAUAAACCGAUUAGCUGACAACAUCUAUCCCCAUUCAACUUGCCCGUAUUAUCCUGAUGAUGGCAACGACACAGUGUGUCCUGCACUAACGCGUGAAAAGCGUAAAGUCAACCCGUUAAGCCUAAAGCUAAAGAAGAUGGAAACUUUGAUGGAUGAGGUGUCGAUCAAGCGUGCGAUGGUAAAAGAUCGUCGAGCCAUGACGUUGACGACUGCAACACCCUACACGACACACUACUACCCUUGUAUCGGUGACUUUGCAAAUGAGGAUCGGUGUAAGCCAGCUUCAAUAUCUUGUACGCUAUGCCCGCCGAAGCUAUCCAUGACGACAUGCUGUGUUCCAAUUGAAAAAGGAGAGAGCUACAACAUGAACGGCGAAUUCAUCACUAGCCACGUUAUGAACAUCGAGGGUGGACAUGUGAUGACACUCGUCGGCUAUAACGACCUCUACCGCACGAAACAGGGCUACACGGGUGGAUAUAUACUUAAGAACUCUUGGUUCGACGGCAUCCACCCAGCACUUGGACCGAGGCAUGCUCGAGGCAGCCACAGUCUCAAAUAUUGGCUGCAGGAGAUUACCGAGUGGGAAGAGGCGAGUAUGUGUCCUAACAGCUACAACCCUGAGAAUUGGUACCAAUGUGGCAAUACGGCUGAAGUGAUUGAUUCCAGAUACGAUGGUGGUGGUGAUGCUGGAUUGAAUAUCCCAUUGCCUAUGAAACGUUCGAGUACGGUUCGAGGUGGGAUUGAAUCGUGUUUGUCCAAAGAGACGGAAUUGUAUGCCAAAGUGAAUUUACAGCCUCUGCAUUUGCACUGCACUGACUCGAGCUUGUGUGUCGUGAGCAACGAGUAUACGUACUUUGUCCGUAACACGACGCAAUGGGGUGAUCACAUGCUACGAAUGUGUUUGUUCGAGUACAAUACGAUGACCAGCACAUCAAGUGAAGUGUGUUUCCCACCCUUGUUGGCACAAAAGAUUGCGUAUGUGCUGUCUCCUGUACAAGAAGAAGUGCACGAGAAUGAUCCAGACGUCUGUGGCUUUUACUUUUACCCGUAUCAAGUUCAAGAGCACUACAAGACGCAGUUUGGCAACUUUUACGUCAAUAACUUUGACAUUGAGUGGCAAGCACAAUCGUAUGUUGCAAACAAGGUCUUGUAUCCGGAUUUGGACUAUCACGAUGUGAUCGAAUCGACGUAUCAACAACGACAGUAUGAGUUUAUCGGACCAUUGCCAUUUGCUCAUGUGAUUGCCAAGAAGGACUUGCCCAGUGUAUGA